Lotus japonicus is the source of this 969-nucleotide messenger RNA. RefSeq names its product 40S ribosomal protein S7-like. Lineage: Eukaryota; Viridiplantae; Streptophyta; Magnoliopsida; Fabales; Fabaceae. The record is from RefSeq and is a predicted model, not a curated record. The transcript has 6 exons. Gene Ontology annotation, cellular component: cytosolic small ribosomal subunit; 90S preribosome; small-subunit processome. Gene Ontology annotation, molecular function: structural constituent of ribosome. Gene Ontology annotation, biological process: translation; rRNA processing; ribosomal small subunit biogenesis. Bases 164 to 739 code for a protein of 191 amino acids.
AUCGGACGGUCAGACACUCAUUCCUUUUACUGAAUCGUGAUCGUCCAUUUCUUCUUUAUAAACCAAGAUUAGGGUUUAUACUCCGCCGUGGAAUCAAACCUAGGACUCACACUUUGCAGCUGGUCUCUCAGGAGUUUGCAGAUUCUUGAGGUGAGUUGUGAAGAUGUUUACAUCUAGGAAGAAAAUCCACAAGGAUAAGGAUGUCGAGCCAACUGAGUUUGAGGAAACAGUUGGACAGGCAUUGUUUGAUCUGGAAAACACUAACCAUGAGCUGAAAAGUGAGCUGAAAGAUUUAUACAUUAAUUCAGCAGUCCAAAUUGAUGUUUCUGGCAACCGCAAGGCUGUGGUUAUCCAUAUCCCCUACAGAUUAAGGAAAGGCUUCCGGAAGAUUCAUCUCAAGCUUGUUAGGGAGCUUGAGAAGAAAUUUAGCGGCAAGGAUGUGAUCCUGAUUGCCACCCGGAGGAUAGUGAGGCCACCAAAGAAAGGUUCUGCUGCUCAGCGUCCUCGCAGCCGCACACUCACAGCUGUGCAUGAGGCAAUGUUGGAGGAUGUUGUGUUGCCUGCUGAGAUUGUUGGGAAGCGUGUUAGGUACCGAGUUGAUGGAACCAAGAUUAUGAAGGUGUUUUUGGACCCCAAGGAGCGAAACAACACUGAAUACAAGCUGGAGACUUUUGCUGCGGUAUACAGGAAAUUUUCGGGCAAAGAUGUUGUGUUUGAGUAUCCUAAUACCGAGGCUUAGGUUCUAUUUGUCAGUUUGAGAUUUUUAAUGAAUUGCAUAUGGUGGAUGCUGGUUAAAAUUUUGUUCUAGUUGCCUCUCUGGGAUUCCUUUGGUGACUUUUUAAGAAUACUGCAGCCUGGUCUAUCAAUGUAGGAUUUGAUAUUUUCUCAAGUGAAUUUAAAAUUGUUCGUACUUCUAAUUCUAUUCAGUGUUUUGAUCUGGUAUGGAAGUAAACCUCUUUUUGUCUUGUA